AUGUCCGGUCCAUCACCACCGCCCCCGGACAUGCUUCCACCGCCAUCACUACCCGACACCAUGAAAGCCUGGCUCUACUCCAGCACGACCGGCGGCCUGGAGAAGAACCUGCAGCUGGACGCGUCGGCCCGCGCACCGCCCGCGCCACUAGGUGCCCAGGUGCUGGUGCAGGUACUUUCGGCCUCGCUGAACCCAGCAGACUACAAAGUCCCGGAACUGGGCCUCCCUGCGCGGCUGUACAUCGGCACGCCGGCGUCCCCGGGCAUGGACUUCUGCGGGCGCGUCGUGACCACGGGUCCGCUGGCACGGCACAUUGCGGACGGACAGCUUGUCUUCGGUUCGGCAGCGCACCCGAUCAAGUUCGGUUCGCUGGCGGAGUACAUGAUCGUCACGGCGGAUCAGAUUGCCGCCGUGCCGGAGGGUGUGGAGGUGAAUUCUGCGGCCGCGGUCGGGAUCGCGGGCCAGACGGCCUUUCAGAGUCUGGAGGGAUAUGUGAAGGCCGGGGACAAGGUGUUUAUUAACGGGGGUUCCGGGGGGUGCGGGACGUUCGAGAUCCAGAUUGCGAAGGCGAUGGGCUGCCAUGUCACGGCGACGUGCUCGACGCGGAAUAUGGAGCUUUGUCUGCGGCUGGGCGCGGACGAGGUCAUCGAUUACACGGCCGAGGAGGAUCUGGUGGGCCGGUUGAAGGCGCGGGGGACGGUAUUUGACCAUAUCCUGGACCAUAUUGGCACUCCGGCGGAGAUGUACUACCAGUGUCACCACUUCCUCAAGGAGGACGGUGUCUUUGUACAGGUUGGUGCGUCGAGUAUGACGACGCAGGCUGGCCGACUUGCGUGGCCGGCCUUCUUGGGCGGUGGUCGGAGGAAGUAUGUGGUUCUGAUGUACAAGCCGAUCCAGCGCCAGCUUGUGCAGCUCGGGGAGUGGUUGCAAGAGGGUGUGGUGAAGGUGCAGGUGGAUAGCGUGCAUGGAUUCGAGGAUGUGGUCAAGGCGUUCGACAAGCUUCGCUCGGGGCGGGCGAGAGGGAAGAUUGUGGUGCAGGUGGCCAAGGCCCAGGGCCAGAACUAUGAGCCGUUUGGCAUUGGGAUGUAA
This is a messenger RNA of Penicillium canariense, 1089 nucleotides long. RefSeq names its product NAD(P)-dependent alcohol dehydrogenase. The transcript has a single exon. Bases 1 to 1089 code for a protein of 362 amino acids. Lineage: Eukaryota; Fungi; Ascomycota; Eurotiomycetes; Eurotiales; Aspergillaceae. The record is from RefSeq and is a predicted model, not a curated record. Gene Ontology annotation, molecular function: oxidoreductase activity.